Gloeophyllum trabeum ATCC 11539 is the source of this 665-nucleotide messenger RNA. RefSeq lists its product as uncharacterized. The transcript has 5 exons. Bases 7 to 174 code for a protein of 55 amino acids. NCBI's taxonomy places the organism in Eukaryota, Fungi, Basidiomycota, Agaricomycetes, Gloeophyllales, Gloeophyllaceae. The record is from RefSeq and is a predicted model, not a curated record.
CACGCAAUGUCAGUGGUAAUGGCUAGCAGUCUGCGUUCUGGAAAGGGGAUCACAUUGUGCCGCUGUGCUCAUAUGGUGCGCGCUGGGGCCCAUGGAAUGAUCCAGUGGCAUGAUGUGGUGUGCCAGCUGCAAAGUGAUAUCCGUGUAGCUACUAGCGACACUGCAGAACAAUGAAGAUCCAGACACGUCGGCCUUUACUCGAGGGGGCGUCUGCACGGCGGCAAAUGUCCAUGCCAGACAAUGGGACUCUGCAUACAGUGAUAUCUGGCCCACGGGCGCAAGAACCCUGGGUCGUAUGCCAUUGGCACAUAGGCUGAGGCAGCGUUGCCCAUAUCGGUCCCCCUCAUGUUCUUGAAUGACCCGUUGCAGGAUACAAUAAAGUAAUCAUCAUGAUCGGUUCAAACUAAAUCUCGUCUUCGGUAUCCGACGCGGACGCUGCUAGUGGCCCUGGGCACUGUCUUUCGUAUUUCAGAACAGGGAAUCGGUUCCUGGUAGGGACUGGCAGACACGGGAUAAGAGCACAUUAGAUAUCUCUGUCUUUGCCCUGGCAAUCAUUCCAAGGUGACGACCAAUCUCAGUUCUAGUUGUAAAUUGGAUAUUCAUCGGAGUGGGAAUUCAGUACAGCCUACUCUAUGAGCAUCUAAAUUUGAGACAUACUUGCUACA